Molecule: messenger RNA, 804 nt
Organism: Alternaria atra
Lineage: Eukaryota; Fungi; Ascomycota; Dothideomycetes; Pleosporales; Pleosporaceae
Exons: 3
Coding region: 1-804 (267 amino acids)
Molecular function (GO): oxidoreductase activity, acting on the CH-OH group of donors, NAD or NADP as acceptor
Source: RefSeq, a predicted model, not a curated record
AUGGCAUCGCUUGCAAGAUUACUCCCAGGUGUAGCAGUCAUCACAGGCGCUGGAGGAACUGGCAUUGGUGCGGCAGUCGCCAAAGGUUUCGCCCGUUCAGGCUGUUCGCGGAUCGCAAUCACCGAUAUCAACCCGAAGACCCUCGACCAGACCAAAGACGCUAUCCUAAGCAUCAAUCCUUCCGCUCAAGUUUUCAACAAAGCUGGAGAUGUCGCUGAUGAAGGUUUCGUUGACUCGUUUAAUGAUGAAGUAUUUGCCAAGUUCAAGAGAUUAGAUUAUGGAGUCAACUGCGCGGGCGUACUUGGGGGCGAUGUCAUCAAAGCAGUGGACAUGACAACUGAGCACUUCGACCGACUAAACGCUAUCAACUAUAAGGGGUCGUGGCUUAGUUGUCGCGCGCAGUUGAGAAAUAUGUUGAAGCAGAAGCCCUUGGAUCAGCAUCCUAAGCAAAGAGGUUCAAUUGUCAACAUCGCUAGUCAGCUCGGUAUUGUGGCAAGGCCGGGUGCUGCUGCAUAUUGCGCCUCAAAAGCUGCUAUAAUCAACAUGACACGUGCGAAUGCCAUCGACUAUUCUGAUGAUGCUAUACGCGUAAACUGCGUUUGCCCUGGCGUGAUCGAAACGCCCAUGACUACCACAUCGCCAGCCAUGGUGGAAGCACUCAAGCCGGCCAUUGAGAUAGCGCCUAUGAAGAGGAUGGGCACACCGGAAGAAGUCGCCGAUGCAGUACUCUUCUUGUGUUCAGAACAGUCAUCCUUCAUUCAAGGACAUGCGCUAGUUGUGGAUGGCGGCUACACAAUAAACUGA